GAGGGGGUGACGGGUGGAGGGGAGCUUAGUAGGCAGGUCCCUGCGCCGGGCGCCCUCCCUUCCCUUCGGACUCGGGAAGACCGUUGAGCCUUUUUACUGAAGCUUGUUUUAGCUUUGAAUUUUGGGGCGACUUGGUUUUCAACAGCGUGUGACAGCUGUUGGGGGGCGGGGGUCACGACAUUUCCCGUGGGGUGGGGCCUGGGCUGCCCUCCCUCCUCCGUGGCGGUGGCACGCCUGGGGGUGCUGCUGUUGGGAAGGAGAGGUGGGGGGGAGAAGGGCCUGUUCUGGCGCUUUGGGGAAGGGACCACUCCCACUCUGCAUCCCGUUUGAAAUGUGCAAUCUGACUCCUUGGUGGUCUUGGAGGGCUUUAGGGAAUGUGUAUUUGCGGACCCCCCCCCCCAGUGUUCAAACUCCCUGAGAGCUCUGGGGAGAGGUCUCUAGGGGCCCAAAGCUGGGAGUCCUGGCAGCUCUGCCCCCACCGGCAGGGUCAGGAAGGGGCUCCUUCUGGGAAGACCCAAGCCCUCUAGGUGGGUAGAAGGGUUCUCCUCUGUCCCACGCCAGCCACCAUCACUCAGAUCUCUUCCUUGCUCUCUGUCUCCCCGUGUGCCCGUCUCCUCCUCUGCAGGGCCGUCUCUAGGCCUGAGGUGCCUCCUCUGGGCCCCGGAGGAUGAACCAGCCACAGAGGAUGGCGCCCGUGGGCACAGACAAGGAGCUCAGUGACCUCCUGGACUUCAGCAUGAUGUUCCCCCUGCCAGCGGCCCACGGCAAGGGCCGGCCCACCUCCCUGGCCGGCGCCCAGUUUGGAGGCUCAGGGCUGGAGGACCGGCCCAGCUCGGGCUCCUGGGCCACUGGUGACCAGAACAACUCCUCCUUUGACCCCAGCCGGACCUACGGGGAUGGCACGCACUUCAGCGAGCCCCACGGCAGCCUGUCUUCGUCCACAUUCCUGGGCCCCGGGCUUGGAGGCAAGGGCAGCGAGCGGAGUGCGUACACCACCUUCGGGAGAGACGCGGGGGUCGGCGGCUUGAGUCAGGCCAGCUUCCCGCCCAGCGAGCUGGCCCUCGGCAGCCCCGGGCCGCUGUCCCCUUCAGGCCCCAAGGCCGGCGUCCAGUAUUACUCCUACCCCGGCCAUGCUCGGCGCAGAGCCGCGGAAGGCGGACUGGACUCACAGCCCAAGAAGGUCCGGAAGGUGCCGCCGGGUCUCCCGUCCUCGGUGUACCCGUCCAGCUCAGGUGAGGACUACGGCAGGGACAGCACCGCCUACGCACCUGCCAAGGCCCCCAGCAGCGCCUAUCCCCCCCCCUUUUACAUGGCAGAUGGCAGCCUGCACCCCGCGGCCGAGCUCUGGAGCCCCUCCGGCCAGGCGGGCUUUGGGCCGGUGCUGGGCGGGGCCUCCUCGCCCCUGCCCCUCCCACCAGGCGGCGGCAGCUCUGUCGGGGGCAGCGCGGGCUUCGGCAGCCUGCACCAGCACGAGCGCAUGGGCUACCAGCUGCACGGGACGGAGGUGAAUGGCGGGCUCCCGGCUGCGUCCGGCUUCUCCUCGGCCCCCGCGGCCGCCUAUGGCGGCGUCUCCAGUCACACGCCCCCUGUCAGCGGGGCCGACAGUCUCCUGGGCUCCCGCGGGACUACUGCCGGCAGCUCUGGGGAUGCCCUUGGGAAGGCAUUGGCCUCGAUCUACUCCCCGGAUCACUCAAGCAAUAACUUCGCCUCCAGCCCCUCGACCCCCGUGGGCUCCCCCCAGGGUCUCGCAGGGACAUCGCAGUGGCCCCGGCCAGGAGCCCCCGGUGCCUUAUCGCCUAGCUACGAUGGGGGUCUCCACAGCCUGCAGAACAAGAUGGAGGACCGCCUGGACGAGGCCAUCCACGUGCUGCGUAGCCACGCGGUGGGCGCCUCAGCGGACGUACACGGGCUGCUGCCCAGCCACGGGGCUCUGGCUUCGGGCUUUACUGGCCCCGUCAUGCCGCUGGGGGGCCGACACACAGGCCUGGUGGGAGGCGGUCCCUCGGAAGACAGCCUCGCGGGCAGCAGCAGCCUCCUGCACAACCACGUGGCCCUGCCCGGCCAGCCCGGCGCCCUCCCCGAGCUUGCUCGGCCACCAGACUCCUACAGCGGACUCGCGCGCGUCGGGGCGGUCUCGGGCGCCGGCGAGAUCAAACGGGAGGAGAAGGAGGAUGAGGAGAACACGUCGGCGGCCGACAACUCAGAGGAGGAGAAGAAGGAGCUGAAGCCCCCGCGGCCUCGGACCAGCCCGGACGAGGACGAGGACGACCUUCUCCCCCCAGAGCAGAAGGCUGAGCGGGAGAAGGAGCGCCGGGUGGCCAAUAACGCGCGCGAGCGGCUGCGGGUCCGAGACAUCAAUGAGGCUUUUAAGGAGCUGGGGCGCAUGUGUCAGCUGCACCUCAACAGUGAGAAGCCCCAGACCAAACUGCUCAUCCUGCACCAGGCCGUGUCGGUCAUCCUGAACCUGGAGCAGCAGGUGCGAGAGCGUAACCUGAACCCCAAAGCGGCUUGCUUGAAGCGACGAGAAGAGGAGAAGGUGUCGGGCGUGGUCGGAGAUCCCCAGAUGGUGCUUUCGGCCGCUCACCCGGGCCUGGGCGAGGCCCACAACCCCGCGGGACACCUGUGAGGAGGGGCCGCUGCCCGGGGCCAGCGACCCGGCCCGGUCCCCGCCCUGGUCCUCACCGUCCCGACGCCUGGGGGCGCCCCGAUGGAUCCUGAAACCGAGGCCUGGGCCCCAAGGGGCAGUUUUGUUUUGUUUUGUUUGUAAACAAAACCGGGAAGCAAGCGAGAUGAACACUUUGUCCGGAAAGAGGAAAAUAUGCCUUAAGUAGAAAACGCGGGAGAGUCCGAACCUGCUCUUGCGGGAGGGAGAAGCGGGGCGGGCUCGCUCUCCUGCAGCCGUGAAUCGUGCCUACGCCUGACCUGUGUCUUAAGGAAAAUAAAGAACGUUAGUUAGAUUUUUUUUAAUGUCUUAGGAAAUUAGCAGGGAGGAUGCCUUUGGUCUCUUUUUUUUUUUUUUAAGCUUUUUUGCAUAUGUUUUGUAAGCAACAAUUUUGUAUAAAAGUUUCGUGUCUCUUGCUGCUUCUGCUGCUGCUGUUUCUAGACCUGAGCGUGGCAUUUCACGGUCAACCAGGUCAUUAAAAGUCAUAUUGAAAAGA
This is a messenger RNA of Neogale vison (American mink), 3158 nucleotides long. RefSeq names its product transcription factor 3 (gene TCF3). Gene Ontology annotation, molecular function: RNA polymerase II cis-regulatory region sequence-specific DNA binding; DNA-binding transcription factor activity, RNA polymerase II-specific; protein dimerization activity. Bases 668 to 2626 code for a protein of 652 amino acids. Gene Ontology annotation, biological process: regulation of transcription by RNA polymerase II; immunoglobulin V(D)J recombination. Lineage: Eukaryota; Metazoa; Chordata; Mammalia; Carnivora; Mustelidae. The record is from RefSeq and is a predicted model, not a curated record. Gene Ontology annotation, cellular component: transcription regulator complex. The transcript has 18 exons.